GGGCUGCAAAGGAAGGAAGGAAUCAGAUAAGAAAAAUCAGCAAUAUAUUUAUAGUAUCUGUCUAAGGAUAUUAAUUUUCUGGUUCUCUUCAGAAUGAUAAAACUGUUUGAAAAAGAAAAACGGAACAAUCUGUUUUAAUCCUGCUGUGAACCAAUUUGAGUCUCAGCCUCGGGAGGAAAGUAGCACUUUGGAAUGAAACUGAAUAUACAACACACACACAAUGCAUGUAAUACUUGAGUGUGUGUGUGGGUUUGGACAGACUUCAGUAUAAUUCAGCUAAAACUCUGAAAGAAGAGUUUACCAAAAAUAUUACACACUUUCAUUUUUUAUUGCUUUUUGGACGUACAAGGAUAAAUUCCAUUUUUCAACAAACAGCUUCAUACACUGAGAGUUCCUGCAUGGCAGAAUGGGGUUGGACCGGACGGCCCUUGUGGUUUCUUCCAGCUCUACGAUUCUAUAAUUCUAUGAGCUGAUCUUCUCUGGCACAUAUAGAAACAGAGACGCAGGUGGGACCCGUCCUCCGAAAAGACAGACACCAAGAAGGAUGCCACUGCUGCUGCCCCUCCUGCUCCUCUUUCUCCAGCAGACCUCACCUUGUGAAGAGCUCACCUGCUUCGCUGACUACCUGCAGAUGCUGAUGUGCACCUGGGGAUGGUCCCUCCGGCCCUCCAGUGACGCCUCCUACAACCUCACAGCAAAGUGGAACUGUGGGGCAGGGGGCACCUGCCACCUCCUCCCCUCCACCGGCAACACCACUGCAGCACAAUUUACCUGUUUAGCGGAACAGAAGCUGUGCUUCGGAGAAAACACCUUUGAUGUGACAGCCACAACUUCGGCUGGGAAUGGGCCCCCUGGAGUCCCCAAAGGAUGCUUGAAAACAUUUCUGUUUAAGGAGAACAUUAAACCACAGCCGCCCUUCAACCUGACGGCCCAUGCCUCCCCCUCAGGCUACAACAUUUCCUGGAAAAACCCCUACCAGCACUGGCGAUUCCACCCCCUGAAUGGCCAGCUGCACUAUGAGCUGCGCUACCGGCGGAGGGGCCACGCCUGGCAGGACAAGAACAGGAAGCAUCUCUUGCAGGACACAGGGACCUUUUGGCUCCUGCCCAGGGAAUUUGAGGGGCCCUCCACAGAGUAUGAGGUCCAGGUGCGAGCCCGGCCGAGGUCCCCCUACAAGGGUGCCUGGAGCAUGUGGAGCUCUCCGGCCUCCCUCACGACUCUGCCCAAAACUUCCAACCACCAAGGGGAUGAAGGAGGGGUCUCCUGGUGGCUGGUGGUCCUUGGCCUCUUCCCUGCCCUGCUGGCCUUUCUGGGCCAGAGGUUGUGGAAGAAGCUGGACCUGUUUGUCCCCAGCCCAGUCCCUUUUUUCCAGCCCCUCUAUGUGGGCCACAAAGGAGAUUUCAAGAACUGGGUGGGCACCCCUGGAGUCGGAGCCAUGCUGGAGGUCUUCGAGAGGGACUCCAGAGUUGGCCUGGAAGCGUUUGGGAUGGGCAGCCUCCAGCUCCUCCCGCCAAGCCCUGGUAAUGCUGAAAACAGAGAGGCCAGAGCCACUGGUCAGAUGACCCUCCUUGCAACUCCCACAGCCCCCCUGCUUGCUGCCAAGAGUGUUGCACAAGAGCAGACUUAUGGCCACCUCUCCAUCGACACCGUCACAGUGGCCGGAGGGGUUGUCCCCUGCUGCCCGCCGUGUGACCACUGCGCCGGUGCCUGUUGUGCCACUGAGCAGCCCCAACAGCAGGAGGAGGUAGAGGAGCAGGAAGAAGGAGAAGAGGCGGGUGCAAGGGACACCUACCGCAGGAUCCACUUUGAAAGUAGCAGUCGGGAUGGACAAGUUUCUGGGACUGUGCUUCGGGUAGAGGGUCCGCCCCAGGAGAACACAAUUCCCCCUUUCUCCUCCUGUCUGAGCCCCUCUCUCCCAGCUGCCUCUGCUGCCCUCCCUCCUUUCCAACAAGUGGGGAGCUCCCUGGGUGAGGGGUCUGGGAAGGAUCCCUUUUGUCUCUUUGGUCUGCCCUUGCCAUGUCCUCCUUCUCCUGAGCACCAGCCCCUCAGCCUGGGGAGCCUCUGUCCUCCAGAUGAGGAGACCCUUUUCUACAGCACCCUGCUGUCCCUCCACUUGGAGGCUGAUGAUGACGGAGACCCAGAGAAUGGCCUGGACCUUGACACUAUUGACAGCGGCUUUGUGGACUGUGACUGUGGGAGCCCCCUGGACUCAGAGGAGGGGGCAGCUGCGGUGGACCCCCUGCCCAGUUAUGUCAAGCAAUGGCUCAAGACCUGAGUGAGUCCUGAUCUGGGGGGGAGGAUGCUGUAAGCACUGGGGGGCUCUGCCUCUGGCCCCACCCCUGCUGGGCUGCUGCCAGAUGUCAAGGAGGUGGGAAGAGCCCCGGCUGCUUCCACAGCCCCUGAACCAGCAGAAGAGCCAAGCCUGGGAACUCUUGCUGCCCCACCCAACCUCUUCUUCCUUCUCAGAGAGAGGGGACCGUUGACCCUGUCCAGGGAUGGCAACUAGAGCACUGUCCCUCAGGAGGAAGCAACCCUCUCAGCUGCCUCAUGGUAGCUGGAGUGGGGAGUUUCCUGAGGCUAGACAAUGGAGGAGGAACAAUCCAGAAGUAGGACUCUGCGUAGCUACCUCCGCUGCCUUGGCCAAUGGCACAUGGUUCCCAAUCCCCCCUCUUUUCCUGGUGCUUCUGUAUCCUCUUGGCCCUUUCCCUUCGGCAUCCCUGCCUCAGCAAUGGCCUUGUUUUGGAUGCUCAAUCAAUAAAGAUAACGCAGCUUCUGCCAAGAGCUUCUCCACGUGUCAAUUUCUGAAAACAGGACAUUUGCCCUGCUGCGAAUGGAGCCAUAAAG
Molecule: messenger RNA, 2844 nt
Organism: Sceloporus undulatus (fence lizard)
Lineage: Eukaryota; Metazoa; Chordata; Lepidosauria; Squamata; Phrynosomatidae
Gene: IL21R
Product: interleukin 21 receptor
Exons: 9
Coding region: 545-2275 (576 amino acids)
Biological process (GO): immunoglobulin mediated immune response; cytokine-mediated signaling pathway
Cellular component (GO): external side of plasma membrane
Molecular function (GO): cytokine receptor activity; protein binding
Source: RefSeq, a predicted model, not a curated record